Molecule: messenger RNA, 792 nt
Organism: Acanthamoeba castellanii str. Neff
Lineage: Eukaryota; Discosea; Longamoebia; Acanthamoebidae
Product: TraB subfamily protein
Exons: 8
Coding region: 1-792 (263 amino acids)
Source: RefSeq, a predicted model, not a curated record
AUGCACGGGCAAAUGCAACGAUGGCUGGCCACAUCAGCGGGCAGCGGAGGGGCGCCGGUGUACGGGCAUGUGACCGAGGGGGCGGAGGGCGACACGGUGCUGUACAUGCGCGACACCGGCAGCGGUCGCGAGUACUGGCUCAUCGGCACUGCCCACAUCUCCAAACGCAGUGCCGACCAGGUGGAGUUGUGUGAGGGACGAGCGCGACGGAUGCAGGAAGAGGAUGGCCAAGAUCCCUUCAAGCAGCUCUCUGCCCAGGUCUCUCGCAUCUUUGCUGGACCUUUCGCCGGCUUCGGCGCCCCAUUCCUCGAGGCCAGCUUGCGGUCGUUUUACAAUGUGUUCAAGUUGCUCGGGUUCGUGCCGGGCUUGGAGUUCAAGGUGGCCAUGAACGAGGCCAAGAAGUUGAAGAUCCCCGUGGUCUACGGCGAUCAGGAGUCCAGCAAAACAUUUCAACGGUUGUCGAGCGUAUUCUCGUUGGACAGGCUGAUGCGGAUCAACAGCGACGCGGCCCACAAUCAACAGAUGCAGAGCCUCUUCCAGCAAAUACAAGCCAACUCCAUUGAGGAAAUGGUGGAGAAGCUGAAGAACAGGAAGCUGGUCCGCCGGUUCGUGCAGGUGAUGAAACAGGCCUACCCCGAGGUGGUGAACGUGAUGUUGACAGAGCGGGACGUGGUCAUGGCCGCCAACCUGCGGCGGUGCCCCGGCAAGGUUGUCGUCGGCGUUGUGGGCCUCGCCCACCUCGACGGCAUCGAGAAGCACUUCAAGCCCAUCAUGGCCUUGCCUCAGUUGUGA